Gigantopelta aegis is the source of this 573-nucleotide messenger RNA. RefSeq names its product tigger transposable element-derived protein 6-like. The record is from RefSeq and is a predicted model, not a curated record. The coding region runs from base 1 to 573 and encodes 190 amino acids. NCBI's taxonomy places the organism in Eukaryota, Metazoa, Mollusca, Gastropoda, Neomphalida, Peltospiridae. Gene Ontology annotation, cellular component: nucleus. The transcript has a single exon. Gene Ontology annotation, molecular function: DNA binding.
AUGAAUUCACAACUGUUCAGUGAUUGGUUAGAGAAACUUAAUCGACAGAUGCGCCGACAGGGAAGAAAUAUUCUUUUAUUCAUCGACAACGCACCAUCACACGGCUGUGAUCUGAGAGAGAGCAAUGUAACUGUUAAAUUUCUACCAGCUAACACCACCUCAGUGCUACAACCAUUAGACCAGGGCAUAAUUAAGGCUUUCAAGACCAGGUACAGAAAACACAUGAUGAGAUCGCUCAUUUUACAGAUGGAAGAUUGCGCUAAUGUAAGUGAACUAUGCAAGGCAAUCACAGUGUUGGAUGCGGUUAAUUGGAUUAACGUUGCCUGGAAGGAAACACAAACAACAACAAUUGUCAAGUGUUUCAUGGUUUGUGGUUUUCCUGUCACUUCUGAUUUCGAUGAUGCUGAUGAUGACUAUGCUGAUGACGACGAUGUUCCUCUUUCUACGUUGGUAGCCACCAUAUCCCGUGAUAUUAAUGUGGCCGAGUUUGUUGACUUUGAUCACGACAUCCCAACAGAGAAUCCGGAUACGACAGAGUGGGAAGCUCAGCUAGUAACUGCUAGUAACACCUAA